This is a messenger RNA of Cetraspora pellucida, 1704 nucleotides long. Lineage: Eukaryota; Fungi; Glomeromycota; Glomeromycetes; Diversisporales; Gigasporaceae. The record is from the annotation of a GenBank genome assembly.
AUGUUGCACAGUGAAAACAUUGAAGAAAAAUGCGAAUGCAAUAAAAGUCGAAUACAUAACCAGUGGAUUCCAUUUGAGGAUUUUACUGAUAUAAAACAAAUUGGAAAGGGUAGUUUUAGUAAAAUUUAUGCGACCACAUGGACAAAAGGAAUAAUAAAAAGUUGGGACAGGAUAGAAAAAAGAUUUAAUCGAAAUGAAAAUCAAACUGUUGCAUUAAAAGUUCUCAAGAAAUCCCGAAAUGAUAUUUUCUCAAAGUUUUUAAAAGAGUUACAAAAUAUUGUUAAAUGCCAGUCUAAUUCUCAUAUGCAUCACAUUAUCCAAUGUUUUGGAGUAUCACAAGACCCAAAAACGAAAGAUUAUAUUUUUGUUAUGCCUUACAUGUCUAAUAGAAGUCUAGCCGAAUAUUUAUUUAAUAAUUUUAAGGAUAUUAUUUGGAAAAUGAAACGUGACUUUCUUAGGGAUAUUGUUACAGGCAUCAAAUGGAUUCAUGAAAAGCAAAUUGUACACCGCGAUAUACACUCUAGAAAUAUAUUAAUAGAUUCUGGUCCUAACCUCGUAAUUGCAGAUUUCGGGUUGAGUCGACCAGCAAAUGAUUUGGAUAGUUCAGAACAUGAGAUAUGUGGAAUUAUACCAUAUAUUGCGCCUGAAGUGCUUGAAAAAAAACAAUAUUCAUAUGGUUCAGAUAUUUACAGUUUAGGAAUGAUUAUGUGGGAACUUACAAGAGGUUAUCGCCCUUUCUCUGAUCGAAACCAUGACCAAUAUCUUAUACUUGAUAUAUGUAAUGGAUCACGACCAAUUAUCACUAAAGAUACUCCACACUGUUGGGCUAUUUUGAUGCAAAAAUGUUGGCACUCGGAUCCCUUAAAAAGGCCAACUAUUGAUGAAAUAUAUUAUGAAGUAAAUUCUAGAUAUUGGAAUGAGAAUGAAAGUUUUAUAAAAGAAGCUGAAGAUGAACGACAAGGAUUAUUUAAUGCCGGGAAAUUAACUGUUAAUUAUAUGCAUCCUCAUUCUAAAACUCACAGCCAAUUAUUAAAUCCUAUUAUAGACACUAUGCUUUUAAACUUACUUCAAGGUUCUAAAUCUUUUACAUUACCCCCUAUGGAUUCUUUUCGAAUUGGCAGCGAUACAUUUACAAUUAUACCACCUUCAAAAAAACACUCUAUCGAAUUUUUACUAAAUGAAGACGAUUAUGAUGAAAUAAAACGAAGAAAAUUAUCUGAUAAUGAAAUUCAAGAUUCUUCUCAAACCAUUAGCAAUUAUUCAUAUCAGAUUAUGGAUACACCCUUUGAAAAUGCCAACAGUUUAAAUUCAACGAUAAAUAUACCAUCAUCAAAAAAACACUCUAUUGAAUUUUUACUAGAUGAAAACAAUUAUAGAGGAAUAGCAUUGGCCAAAGCUUUACGUAAAAAUACCACCUUAACUAACCUAAAUUUAAGUUACAAUGAACUAUGUGAAUUAGGAGGAAAAGUACUAGCUAAAGCUUUAUGUAAAAAUAACACUUUAACUAACUUAGAUUUAAGUUCGAAUAAUCAUGGUGAAUCAGGAGGAAUAGCAUUGGCUAAAGCUUUAUGUAAAAAUACCGCCUUAAUGAAUUUAAUUUUAUAUGAUAAUAAAAUAGGUGAAUCGGGAGAAAAAGCACUUGCUGAUGCUUUAUGCAAAAAUAUGAUCUCAUCUAAUUUAGAUUUACGUCAUAUAAUCGUAUAA